AUGCCUGAGACAAAUCUCGAGCGUACCUUAUCCUCCACAUCUGGUGAAAAAUUCUCUAUGCGAGAAAAUGUCUCGGAAGAACAAUGCGAUGAAGGUGCCAAUGCCAGUGCCAACACCAACCCUUACGGACAUGGAGACGGAAAUUUCUUGACAGCUUACUUUAACGUUGUCUGUGUCGUUGCCGGUACUGGUACUCUCGGUCUUCCAAAGGCAUUUGCCAUUGGUGGCUGGCUAGGUAUCCUCAUUCUUGGUCUAGCCUACUUCAUGGCUGUCUACAGUGGUAUCAUUCUCAUCCGCUGUCUAUACGCAAAACCCGGACAACGUCUCCAUGACUACAAGGCCAUCGGUACUGCUGCCUUUGGCUGGCCGGGUUACAUUAUCGCCUCUUCUCUCCAUUUACUCAAUCUUUUCGGUUGCCCUGCUCUCUAUCUUGUACUUGCUGGUGGUAACAUGCACGAAUUGCUUCAAAACACUGCUGGUGCUUUGACAGAUGUCUACUGGAAGAUUAUCAUUGGUGUAUUCUUGUUGAUUCCAUCCUUACUCUUGAAGACUCUCCGUGAAAUUACUGUACUUGCAGCUGUUGGUGCAAUCUGUACCAUGAUGGCCGUAUUCAUUGUCCUCAUCCAGGGCCCCAUGGAUCACAAUGCCCACCCCAACCCAGUUGCCUAUGCUACUGAUGGUGUCAUCUGGACCGGUUUCCCUUCUGCAUUGGCCACAAUUGCCUUCUCGUUCGGUGGUAACAACACCUAUCCUCACGUCGAACAUGCCCUGGCCAAGCCUAGACAAUGGAACUGGGCAGUUGCAGCUGGACUCUCGACCUGCAUUGCUCUUUAUUUCUUGACUGCUGUUCCCGGCUACCACUCAUAUGGUCGCUCGACCCAGUCUCCUAUCUACAACUCUCUUCCCCACGGCCCUGGCCGCACCAUCGCCAUGAUCGUCAUGACCAUCCACGUUAUCCUUGCCAUCCCAAUCUACACCACCUCCUUCUCUCUCGAAUUCGAAAAGUUCGUCAAGUGCGACGAAGAAAGAAUCGGUAAAGUCGGUGCCUGGUUCGGCCGUGCCAUCAUCCGUUCCGUCACCAUGGCUAUUCUUGUUGUCCUUGCUAUCUUUGUACCUUACUUUGAUGACUUUAUGGGUCUCAUUGGUGCCCUUGCCACCUGCGGUCUUGUCUUCCUUUUGCCUGUCCUCUGUUAUCUCCGUCUGACUGGUAUCCGCAACAAGCCCUGGUACGAACUUGCCUUUUGUGCCCUGACCAUCUUCUUGGGUAUCAUUGGUUGUGUCUUUGGUACAAUUGAUUCCAUCAAGUCUUUGAUCAGAGAUUUCCAGAACGACGCUUAAUUACCAUUAUUACUAUCAUUAUUUAUUUAUUUAUUUUAUUUAUUUUU
Molecule: messenger RNA, 1385 nt
Organism: Phycomyces blakesleeanus NRRL 1555(-)
Lineage: Eukaryota; Fungi; Mucoromycota; Mucoromycetes; Mucorales; Phycomycetaceae
Exons: 2
Coding region: 1-1338 (445 amino acids)
Biological process (GO): amino acid transmembrane transport
Cellular component (GO): vacuolar membrane
Molecular function (GO): amino acid transmembrane transporter activity
Source: RefSeq, a predicted model, not a curated record